Molecule: messenger RNA, 975 nt
Organism: Tarenaya hassleriana
Lineage: Eukaryota; Viridiplantae; Streptophyta; Magnoliopsida; Brassicales; Cleomaceae
Product: probable galacturonosyltransferase-like 7
Exons: 2
Coding region: 297-662 (121 amino acids)
Cellular component (GO): Golgi apparatus
Source: RefSeq, a predicted model, not a curated record
AGCUCUCCCCUUCUUAUCCUCCGCCUACUUCUACCUUUUCUAUAUCCCUAACGCUCUCGCUUUUUCUCCCCAGUGACAGUUUUCUGUUUGUUUCCCGGGGAAAUCUGAUUCCUUCUUCCCACUUUGCUUUGCCAUUUGGCCCAUCCGAUUAACUCUUGGUGGACUGUUCGAUUCCUGUCGGUUUGGAUUUAUUUCGACGACAAGGGAGGAAGGGGAGGGAGAAGGAGAAGGGGGUUGUUUCUCCGUUUCAUAAUUCUUCGCAUACGCGAUUCGCCGGCUUCUUCUCCGCCGCGUUUAUGAUGAUCGUCCUUUCUCCGUCGUUCCGGUCAUUUCCUCUGGCGGAAGCAAUCCGAUCAUCGCAUCUCCACGCCUACCUCCCGCCACCGCCGUCACCGGCUUAUCACUCCUCACGCUGUUUCUCCUUCAGAAAAUCGCCGGCUUUCCGAAAUGCCGACGAAUGCGGCUCUUCCGGCGAUGACGCCGGCGUAUGCAACCCCUCAUUCGUCCACAUCGCCAUCACUCUCGACGUGGAGUACCUCCGUGGCUCAAUCGCCGCAGUACAUUCCAUUCUCCAGCACUCGAUGUGCCCCGAGAGCGUCUUCUUCCAUUUCCUCGUCUCCGAGACAAACCUAGAGCCUCUGGUUUUCCUUCGCCGUCAAUAGUUGCCACGAGGAAGAGAAAAAAAAAAACAAGGAUCGGAGGAUACCGACAGGUAACAAUGAUUCCGUUUUGUCCGUAGAAGAAUAUGGAAACAACCUGAUCGGAUGUUAUAUCCCGAACCAGACACACACGAUUUGGAUGUUGGGAAUUUUUUUUUUUAAAUUACCGGAUGAGGUUGGAUCAUUUUUGUUUUUUUAAAUAAUCAGAUGUUGUUGUUGUGAAUGUGCAGAUGCAUCCCUAAUUGGAAAAAAGUUAGAAGGAAAUUCUUACACUUCAUAUCAAUGAUUUCUAUAUGCUAUUUUUUAAAAUAACUUU